This is a messenger RNA of Athene cunicularia (burrowing owl), 4365 nucleotides long. Its product is annotated as putative threonine dehydratase. Bases 152 to 1744 code for a protein of 530 amino acids. Lineage: Eukaryota; Metazoa; Chordata; Aves; Strigiformes; Strigidae. The transcript is spliced from 11 exons. Gene Ontology annotation, biological process: L-threonine catabolic process; L-serine catabolic process. The record is from RefSeq and is a predicted model, not a curated record. Gene Ontology annotation, molecular function: threonine deaminase activity; L-serine ammonia-lyase activity.
GGCACUUUCCUCCCCCCACCAGCGCUUGGAGAGCUGCUUACAGCACAUCGCCCAGUAUUUCCCACCCAGGCAUUGCAGGGCUGGCACUUCUCACAGGCAAGUGUGUCCCCAGCCCGCAGUCUCCCAGCUUUCCUUUGCACUGGGAAUUACAAUGAAUUUUGCAGCACAGUUUCUCUACUCCAGGGUGUUAAAAAACAGAAGUCCCAGGGACCACUCCAGGGAAGAUGAAGACUACGAUCCUUUCUGGCAAAGGGAUGACAAUAAAAUAAAGAAACAAGAUUCCCCAGCACUUUGUGAUCUUCACUGUUGUAAGGAUGAGCCAGUAAGAAAUGGCCUUAUUGGGCAGAAGCCACCCUCUAUCAGCCCUGAGAGACUGAAAGAUUUUGGUGAGGACGAUUACCUGAAUGGGGAUGUGAAGACCUGGGAAAUGAAGAUAGUGAACCGUAACGAGGAGUUACUUAGGGAUGCCUUUUCCCGCAUCCCUCAGUCAAGCAGUAGGACCAGCCUGUCAAGCUGUAACAAGCUGAUUCGAUUUGAAGAUAUUAGUGCAGCAGCUUUCAAAAUCCAGUGCGGUGUUCAGAAAACCCCAUGCAUGUAUUCUAGGUUAUCCAAGCAGUACGGAAUGGACAUCUACCUAAAGAAAGAGUUCCUGCAGUACACAGGAUCUGUGAAGGAACGAGGUGUACUUUACCUUCUGACAUCAUUGCCUCAGGAUCAGCAAAGAAAGGGUGUGAUUGUGGCUUCGGACAGUAACUUUUCCAUGGCUGUUGCUUACCAUGCCUCGGAGCUCCGUAUUCCAGUGUUUGUCAUCAUGUCAACCAGCACGUCUCCAGCCAGAGUGAAAAUGUGCCGUGAGUACGGUGCCAUGGUUAUAUCCUAUGGAACUACAGCUAAGGAUUCCCAGAUGCAUGCAAGAAGGUUGGCGCGGGAGAAUGGUUACCUCUACCUUGAAGAGGAGGAUAGUGCUGUCUAUCUGUCGGGCCUGGGAACCAUGGGGCUGGAGGUGUACGAGCAGGUCCCAAAGCUGGACGCAGUGAUUUUCCCUGCAGGAGGCCACUGUGGCUUGCUGGCAGGGUCAGCUGCUGCACUCAAACACCUCAAUCCACACAUUUCUGUAAUUGGGGUUGAAUCUGAAAGUUUCCCUGUAUUGCAACAAUCCUUAAAGGCUGGCCACCCAAUUGAAGACCAGGCUUGCGGCAAUCAUGACUUUUAUGGAGAUGUGAGCGGACUUUGCUUUGGCAGCAAUUCUUUGCAGUUGACCAGGAAACUUGUGGACAAAGUUGUUGCUGUGAGGGAGGAGGACAUCUUCAUUUCAAUGCUGAGACUGCUGGAGUAUGAGCGAGCUACGGUUGAUGCAGAUGGGGCUAUUGGACUUGCAGCGUUGGUUGCAGGGAAGCUGCCUGAGUUGAAGGGUAAAAGAGUGGCAAUUGUUAUAUGCAGUGGAAACCUGGAGUUACAUUUGCUGCAACAGUGCAUAGCUCGUGCUCUGACCCUUGAUAACAGAGUGUGCAAAUUUUCCCUUGUGCUUUCUGACUGCCCAGGAGACAUUUCAAAGCUACUGGAGAUUUUGGCUCGGGAAGAAGCAAGAGUUUUGGAUAUCAAACAAGAAUGCAUUUUUGUGACAUCUGAGCUAUCCACUGUUGAGGUCACCUGCACCGUGGAGACCAGAGACAAGAUCCAUACAGCCCAGCUGAGGAACACACUCCUGGAACGCUACCCCACAGCUGCCUGGACGGAGCGGUGAUGGGCACAGCACAAGGGACAAGGCUGAGGUCCUCUGACAAGUAUUUUACAGAGCCAUAAUCUUGAGGCAUUCAGAACAAAUAUCUUUCAAAGCUUGAACAGUUAGCAAAUAGUUUCAGGAUAUUUAUUUCCUGCUCAUAAUGUCCUUGGGAUGAAGUUAAACUCAAAACUUUAGCUUAGCUAAGGGAAACUUCUAGUCUCUGGCCAUGUUGGAAUUCUGUAAUUCAUUAUCAGUUGACUGUCUGGAUUUUGGCUAGUAUGUAGGAUCCAAUGGCAUUCAAUAAAUAAAGAAUGAGAAGGUAUUUUUCUUUACAUCUGAAAAUAGUCCUAUCAAAGGUCUUUUGAUUUUGAUGCCCCUAGUUAAACUAAUGCAGCUUCUUCUGCUGGACUUUGCCAUGCUACUAGUAUAGUAAUUCUUCAUUUCCAAGCCAAAACCAGUUUUCCAUUUGCUGAAUCUGCUUCAGAAGAUAUAUACAUGUGUGUGGGUGCGGGUUUGAACACACUUCUGUUCUGAUCUUUGCUGUCACAUGAGGAAAAAUUAUGCUAAUAAAAUGUGUUUUAAACAAAACCAAAAAACCCUUGGAAGAUAAAAAGCAAUACUGUAUUUCUAAAGUAAAGUUUCCAAAACUGUUGCAGCAAUAAAAAAACCCCAAACUUAUUCUGUAUAUAAUUAGAUCUCCCAUGCAGAACACAAAUGUAGUUCUUCCCCCUGCUUUUGGGGACUCAGUAUAAAAAGUAACAUAUAAAAUGGCUUGUGUUUCUUUAUAAAAAGGAGUCUCUUGACCCAUAGGAAUUUUGUAAUUAACAUUCCACUGAUCAUCUUAGUCAGCCUAAAACAGACUCUCUCCAUCUUACCUGAUGGAUUAAGUACACUGUUAAGAGUGAAAUAUAUUUAAAGACCACAUGUUACUAGCCAAAGGCAGUAACAGGAGAAGAGGAAGUCUAAGUCUUAGGCAUAUGGCUAAUGCUAUUAACAAAGAACACAUUGACCUAAAUACCAUUUUCAUCACUACAGGCAGAGACCAACUGAUAAGGUAACGGAGUGGGAUGGCAAGAAAUGUAAGAGAAAUUCAGGCCCACUUCUGAGCAUGUGUACAACGGUUGCCUUUCCACUUGGGCAAAAAUCAGUUUAAGGCCAACUGCAACAGAACCAAUCUAUACAAUUCUAAUUAGUUAAAUUUAACCAGGAUUGACCCAAAUUUUGGGCGUAGGUAUUUUAAUGAGAGGUCUUAAUCCUGCCUCUUGCAUGUCAAGCUGAUAAUUAAGUAUAUGAAAUAAAUAUGAUGUAUUUAGCAGUGCCCUAGCAGAGCACAGCUGAAAAUCCAGCAAGGUCAGGGUGAGCAUGUCCACUCAUGGGACUGUGUGGGAUCAAAUCAUUCCAGUUCCCAUGUGCAGGGCUGGGUGAGCUGUUGCUAGGUGUUCAUGAAAACCAACUUUUAUUAUAGCUUUUUGGGGAGAAAGGUUCUGCAAGCCCAUAGUGAUGCUGCUUUUAUGUCAUAUUACAAUUUAUAAUUUGAGCUUCCAUCUUUAGUACUCCCCUGCAGUUAGGAAUGGGCUUGCUAGUAUGUUUCCUUUCUUGGUUCUACAGUGGGAAACUUUUGUCUCUAAAGCACAAUCAAAAAGUCACAUGUGGAAGAGGAGAUGCCCUUGGGGUAGGUGAAAGCUUUCUCUGCCCUCUCUUAACUCUCAGCCAUCUGUAGGCUAGGAAGAGCAACCUAAACAGAGGGUCCCUAUGGACUAAAAAGAAUGAACCGCAUAUCCAAAUUUACACAGAUUUCAACUGUAUUGUAUCUACUAGUUAUGGAUAUCUAGCUAUAUCUAUAACUUGUGCCUGCAGAGUGGGGUGAAGAGGGCAGAAUUCUGGCUGUCUCUGCAGUAUUUUUUUUCUGGGAAAUACUCUGUUCCUUCUUAUUGUUGCUCAUGAAGGAGUAGGAGUAGAGAGGAGACUCUCACAAAUGCUGAACAUGUAAUAGAAGUUCUCUGGUUUGGUCUGCUUUUGGAAGGAUCAUGUUUGCACAUGGAACUAAAAAUUAUUGAUGCCCCAAUGGUUAGUUUCUUUCCCUUCUUGCCACCCAGAUGGAUAUAGGGCUUGGUCUCCAGAACAUGUCCUGUAAAUCACAGCCUAUCAGACACAAUUCCUUUCUUCACAGUCAGAAGAGUUUAAGAAAUCUAUAUAGAAAUAAGUCAUGACAGACUACAUACUGUGUACGUGCUAUUUCUAUUGAAACAAGCAAUGAAUCACAUCAUCAGAGAGCAGAUCUGGGGAUGUAAACCCACUAUAAAUGAGGAUCUAAUUAUCCUCAUCUCUUUUGGCAAAACUCUCAGGAAAUUUUGAGGAUGUGUCAGAUAUCUAUGUUAAAAGAAAAUGGGAUUUUAUAACCAAUGUUCUCGGUAGUGGCCAACAGCUUCUGCAGUCUGAGACCUUGGUUUAUCGUCCUGCAGUAUCCUGGAAUUAAUUUUUUUAGAAGCUCAGAGUAUUAACGACUUCUUUUUUAAUCAGUGGGAACUGCAUUUAGCGAGUCUUCACAAAACUGGGGCAAGCAGAUAGAGCAACUGAAAAUCAGUGCACUCAGAAUCACUGUAUGAUUUUGAGAAUAUUUGGGGGGAAAAAGGAAAAAAAAA